This is a messenger RNA of Bathycoccus prasinos, 1044 nucleotides long. Its product is annotated as translation initiation factor IF-3. Gene Ontology annotation, molecular function: ribosome binding; translation initiation factor activity. Lineage: Eukaryota; Viridiplantae; Chlorophyta; Mamiellophyceae; Mamiellales; Bathycoccaceae. The record is from RefSeq and is a predicted model, not a curated record. The transcript has a single exon. Bases 1 to 1044 code for a protein of 347 amino acids. Gene Ontology annotation, biological process: translational initiation; ribosome disassembly.
AUGAGAAAAGUUGUACCAAACACCACCAGCACCCUCUCUCAGCUGUCCGAGCUCGUGCUCGCGUGCGGUUUCAGAGGACACGGAAGCGCUGGAGAAGGUGCCUCGUUGUUACGACGGCGUACAUCUUCAUCGUUGGCGUCGUCGUCGUCAUCAUCAUCAUCAUCAUCAUCAACAACAACAACCAUAGCGCAAAAGAGGAGUAAAAAGCAAAUGCAAAACGACAGAAGAAGUAGUAGUUUUGGGAUUAAAAAUUCGUCGGUGCCCAGGAAUCGAUACGCGCGCGAUGGAGCGCGCGCGAUUGGAACUAUAGUCAAGGAACAGUACGAUAGCCAAUGGAAUAUGAAUUCGCAUCAUCGCGCGCGCGAUUUCCACUCGUGCGCGCCCGCGUGUGGGAAACGAAAUUCUGCCCCGAACACAGCUUCAACAAGUAAAGACGACAGGAGCAGCAGCAGAAACAAGGGUGAACCUUCUCGGGUUGGACCGAGAGUGAACAACGACAUCACCUCAAAAUUUGUAAGAUUAGUGAAUGAUCCGGGAAGAGAAGACGAGCAUAGCGAAGAUAAAUCUACAACCCACGAAAUUCUAUCCAUCGAGAAGGCUUUGCUGAAGGCAAAUAGGGCAAAUCUGGAUCUCGUCGAGGUGAAUCCAAACGCAUCGCCGCCUGUGUGCCGACUGAUAGAUUACGAAACAUACCGUUUUGAACAGAAGAAGAGGGAAAAAGAACAAAAGAAAAAACAGCUCCUGAGGAAAAAGAGCGACGUAGUACGCGAAUUAAGAAUUACCUCUAGAAUUGACGACCAUGAUUUGAGUAAGAAGACAGAAAAUGCGAAUAAAUUCUUGCUUGAAGGACACAAAGUCCUGUUCCGUAUCAACUUCAAAAAUGCUCACGACGAGAUCGGACUUGACAAACGUUUGACAAAAGGUAAAAACGUGAUGAAACGAGUGCAAGGUUGGUUGCAAGAUUAUGAACUCGAGAAGGAACCAGGUAUGGUCGGUCCCAAUAGCUGUACUAUGAUGAUUCGACCUAUGAAAAAAAAGGUGUAG